CAGCAGCACCGCCACACGCACGCACACAGGCUAAAUCGUCGUGGUCGUGAGUCGUCGUCUCUUCGUCGCGGCCGUGUACGUACGCUACUCUCCUCGCUCGCACGAGAAGCAUAAUCAUAAAUUCAGUCUCAUUUUCGCAAUUUCCACGCACACACAGAGUUGCGUUCAACACACGUACCAGUGCUUGGGCAUUAUUAAAGUGCGGAAUCGUCGUCGUCGUCGUAGAAGCAGUGGUAGUGGUAUAGUGAGUGAUCGUCGUCGUCGUGAGUCGGUCGGUCGGUCGCGGAGUCGUCUCUCGGCCGCUGCUGCUUUAUUCUUCGUUAAAUAAUAAUAACGUAUACCUACUCCGAAAAAAAGUGUAGCGUCGUCGUGUUUCAGUGAAUUGGUUUCGCCGAAUAUUUCUCUCACACAAGAGACACAUACUUAUACAGGCUUGUAUAUUCACACAGCCGCACCAACACACACAUAGACAUAUACAUAGAAAGGAGGCUGCUGUGCUCGUUGUGCGUGUAUAUAUAGAUAUAUAUUCCAAUAUAUAUACAGACACAAGAGGUUUCCUCAGUGAGAGAGAGAGAGAGAGAUAAUUCACGGGAUACAUAGAGGCUACAUUGAGAGAGAAAGAGAGACAGCGACCGAUGUAGAGUGACUCGAGACUCUCGUCGUUAUCUGUGUUGCAAAAAGAGUGUCCGUGUAUUGCUUUAUAUUGUCAAUCCGGAGAUGGCCGGUUACUACUGAAAGUGUGUCCGAGUGUGUUCGACGAUCGCCCAGACGAGUGAAAUUGUUUUGUUGCUCCGCUGCCGAGAACCUUGGAAUUCGUCCGGAUCUCAGAAAAGUGUGCUUGAUUUUGUUGCUCCGCUUUUGAGUAUACACAAGGCUCGACUCUGAAUCUGGAUUUAAAGCUCGCGCAGAUUCAUAAAAAAUAAGCAAAACAACGGUCGAAAGAUGACGAACAACGACGGCGUCGGCAACGUCAAUGCGCCGUUGAACAAUCUGCCCUCGGUGAAGAGCAGCAUUGCAGGCAGCAACAGCAACAACAGCAUCGGCAGCAGCGGCGCCAACAACGAUCCGCUCAACAAGUCGUCGAGCAACGUCGAGACCGAGUUCCUCGAGAUAAAUCAGAAGAACGGAUGGCCAGCAUUGCUCAGGUAUAUCAGCAAUGAGUGCAGCAACUAUGAAUACACUGCAGACGAAAGUAAAAAGUUUGCUAAUAGAACUCUGAAUCGUUAUCGCGAUGUCGCGCCAUAUGAUCAUUCAAGAAUAAUCCUUCAAAAAGGAUCAGUUGACUAUAUCAAUGGAAAUUUGCUUAAGAUCGAACGUGCCAAUAGACAAUACAUUUUAACUCAAGGACCGUUACCAAACACAGCUGGACAUUUCUGGCAAAUGGUAUGGGAACAAAAUAGCAAAGUAAUAAUAAUGCUUAACAAAGUUAUUGAAAAUAGUCUGACAAAAUGCCAUCAAUAUUGGCCAUUGGACAAAAGUGAAGGAAAUACUGGUACUAUGGUAUUCAAAGAUGAAGGAUUUAAAGUAGAAUUAAUAAAGAGAAUUGGAAGAUCACAUUUUGUUAAAAGUACAUUAAGAUUGACUAAUACAGAGACAAGCGAAAGUAGAGAUAUAUAUCAUUUCCACUACACAACGUGGCCUGAUUUUGGUGUGCCUGGUAGUCCAACUGCAUUCCUCCAAUUUCUGGCUGAAAUCAGAGAAACUGGUACUUUAGAACCAACAGAAGGGCCCGCAAUUGUACAUUGCUCAGCAGGUAUUGGGCGGUCAGGUACAUUCUGUCUUGUGGAUACUUGUCUUGUAUUAAUUGAAAAAAAUGGACUGAAUUCUGUAAAUGUUAGAGAAGUUUUAUUAGAAAUGAGAAGAUCUCGAAUGGGAUUAAUUCAAACACCAGAUCAAUUACGCUUUUCUUACAUAGCCAUUAUUGAAGGUUCUAAAAAUUUCCCUGUUAUUAGCAAGAAUUCUAACGAAGAAGAAGACGAAACUAAUAAUUGUGAUAGCAUGAAUAAUAUAAAUAAUACAUCAAUAGAAGAGGAAGAUGAACCCCCUCUACCACCACCUAGGGGUGAAUCACUAACUCGUAGCAAAACGACCGAUAAUUCGCCUAGUCCUUCAUCCGACAAUGACAACACAUCAAGCUCUUCACCACUAUCCCGACUAUUGCCUAACGCACCAGAAAACGUAGUGAACUCUAACUCAACAAGUAAUCAUGUCAGUGAUCAUAAUUCAUCCGACUCAACCGCCGAAAGCUUGAGCAAUGAUGAUUCGUCUAAUCCAGCAAAUAGUUCACCAACUGGCUCUGAUAUAAAUAACGAUCUGCGGCGACGACGCAUGGAGAAGAAAGAACGUCUCGAUGCACAAGUGCGGGGUAUGAAGCGACGUCAGAAGGAGUCCGAAGAUUGGCAGCAACUCAAGAGGUCAUUAUUUUCGCCCAUAUCUUUAGGUGUAGGUGCUGCGAUUGUAGGCGGCGGUGUUCUGGCGUUCUAUACACUCUAUUACGGUCGCGGAUAAACAAGUUUUUUUAUUUUCAUCAACUUUUAUAACAUUGGUCUUAUAAGCGAGGAAAUACGUUCGAUACUUCUUUUAAUUAGUUUAGUAGCGCGUUGUAUUCGUACCGCUAUUACCAAGUACAAAAGUCUAAAAUAUUUCAUGAAAAGUCAUAUGAAUAUUUUUUGGAUACUUCUGUACGAUAAAAUGAAAUAAUAGAGAUCAGAAAAUCUGUAUAAUUUUAUUUGGUCAGAUGUCAAACUGACACGUUUUUAUGAAGCUUAAAAAAAGCUUAUAAGCUAAAUUUUUUUCGUUCAUAAUGAAUUUGACACAUCGUAAAUUUUUCUGACAAUUGACCAAAGCUGAAAUAAGUAACAUCAAUUUUCUAUUCCGUGUAUUUCUCAACGAGUUGGGAAAUGUACGAUAUUCACAUGAAUUUGAUAUGAAAUCUAUUUUGGAGAAAUUAUACCUUGGAUGUAUAUUGAAACCGAUUAUAAA
This is a messenger RNA of Trichogramma pretiosum, 2982 nucleotides long. It is a transcript of the gene Ptp61F, whose product is annotated as tyrosine-protein phosphatase non-receptor type 2. NCBI's taxonomy places the organism in Eukaryota, Metazoa, Arthropoda, Insecta, Hymenoptera, Trichogrammatidae. The transcript has 7 exons. Bases 943 to 2508 code for a protein of 521 amino acids. Gene Ontology annotation, molecular function: protein tyrosine phosphatase activity. The record is from RefSeq and is a predicted model, not a curated record. Gene Ontology annotation, biological process: protein dephosphorylation.